Molecule: messenger RNA, 1565 nt
Organism: Trematomus bernacchii (emerald rockcod)
Lineage: Eukaryota; Metazoa; Chordata; Actinopteri; Perciformes; Nototheniidae
Product: integrator complex subunit 3-like
Cellular component (GO): cytoplasm
Source: RefSeq, a predicted model, not a curated record
GUCUCUGGAGGAGUCUGUCUCUAAGCCGGUGUGUCUGGUGUUCAGGAACCUGGUUCUGAUGCAGGAGGACAACAGUGGGUUCUCUGUUCUGCUGGACAUGCUGGCAGAGUUCUACCAGAAGCAGCCUAAGAUCGGGUAUCACCUGCUGUACUACCUGAAGGCCAGUAAAGCGGCGAAUGGGAAGAUGAUGCUGUACGAGUCGUUCGCCCAGGCCACGGCUCUCGGGGACCUGCACACCUGCCUGAUGAUGGACAUGAAGGCGUGUCAGGAGGACGAUGUGAGGCUGCUCUGUUACCUGACCCCCUCCAUCUACUCUGAGUUCCCUGAUGAGACGCUGAGGAGUGGAGAGCUGCUCAACAUGAUCGUGGCCGUCAUCGACUCCACACAGUUACAGGAGCUGAUGUGUCAUGUGAUGAUGGGAACACUGGUGAUGUUCCGGAAGGACUCGGUCCUCAACAUCCUCAUCCAGUCUCUUGACUGGGAGACCUUCGAGCAGUACAGCACCUGGCAGCUGUUCCUGGCUCACAGCAUCCCUCUGGAGACCAUCAUCCCCAUCCUGCAGCACCUCAAGUACAAAGAACAUCCAGAGGCUCUGUCCUGUCUGCUGCUUCAGCUGCGCAGAGAGAAGCCCAGUGAUGAGCUGGUGAAGAUGGUUCUGAGCCGGCCCUGCCACUCGGAGGAUCAGUUCACCACCAGCCUGCUGAGGACCUGGGCCUCCAAGCAGGACGACAGCCUGGGAGAACACAUCAAGAACCAGCUGAUCAAGAACAACAACCAGCCGCGCAAGAGACAGAGUCUGCGCAGCUCCAGCAGUAAACUCGCUCAGCUGACUCUGGAACAGAUCCUGGAGCACAUGGACAACCUGAGGCUGAGCCUGAGCAACACCAAGAACAACUUCUUCUCUCAGACGCCCAUCCUUCAGGCUCUGCAGCACGUCCAGGCCAGCUGUGAUGAAUCUCACAAGAUGAGGUUCAGUGACCUGUUCUCCCUGGCUGAGGAGUACGAGGACUCUCAGUCUAAACCUCCUAAGUCUCGCCGUAAAGCUCCCGCCUCGUCGCCUCGAUCCCGAAAAGGAGCGGCGCCGCCCUGCAACCCCGAGGAGGAGAGCGCCUCCAGCAGCGCCUCCGAGGAGGAGGACUCAAAGCCCAAAGCUCCGAAGAGGAAGAGGAAAGGCUCGUCGGCCGUCGGCUCUGACAGCGACUGACGGACCAAUCACAAGCCAGAGAGCGCUCUGACCACUGGAAGUAGCCCUGCCCCCUCCCGGUGACACGCUGCGGGGGGGGGCGGGGCACCAUGAGACAGUUUCCAUGGAGACGAGGACUCGCCGCAGGUCAAAGGUCGCCGUGUGGCGCCGGCCGAUCUUCCAUGGUGCACCUGGGGGAGGCAGCAGCAAAGACUGAUUUUAACUAAUGAUGAAGAUGAUGACGAAGAGGCGGGAUUGUGGUUACUUUGUUUUUUCUGGACGGGGGGAUUUGGACUCUUAUUGUGGAGGAUCCUGACUUCCUGCUGUUUUUAGCAGUUCCUUGUUUGUUUGUCCCGCUGCAGUAAAAUCAUCAUGAACUCUU